GCGGCGGCGGCGGUGGUGGCGGCGGUGGGGUGGCGGGAGCGGAGCGGCAUGGCCACGGCGGCUUCUAACCCCUACCUGCCGGGGAACAGCCUGCUCACGGCCGGCUCCAUUGUGCACUCGGACGCGGCCGGGGCGGGCGGUGGCGGAGGGGGCGGCGGCGGCGGCGGCGGGGGCGGCGGCGGUGGCAUGCAGCCCGGGAGCGCCGCUGUGACCUCGGGCGCCUACCGGGGGGACCCGUCCUCGGUCAAGAUGGUCCAGAGCGACUUCAUGCAGGCCAUGGCCGCCAGCAACGGCGGCCAUAUGCUGAGCCACGCGCACCAGUGGGUCACCGCCCUGCCCCACGCUGCCGCCGCCGCCGCCGCUGCCGCCGCCGCCGCCGUGGAAGCCAGCUCGCCGUGGUCGGGCAGCGCGGUGGGCAUGGCCGGCAGCCCACAGCAGCCGCCGCAGCCGCCGCCGCCGCCGCCGCAGGGCCCCGACGUGAAGGGUGGCGCUGGGCGCGAAGACCUGCACGCCGGCACCGCGCUGCACCACCGCGGGCCUCCGCAUCUCGGGCCCCCGCCGCCGCCCCCGCACCAGGGCCACCCUGGGGGCUGGGGGGCCGCCGCCGCCGCCGCCGCUGCCGCCGCCGCCGCCGCAGCCGCCGCUCACCUCCCGUCCAUGGCGGGGGGCCAGCAGCCGCCGCCGCAGAGUCUGCUCUACUCCCAGCCUGGAGGUUUCACGGUGAACGGCAUGCUCAGCGCGCCCCCGGGACCCGGAGGCGGCGGCGGCGGCGCGGGCGGUGGAGCCCAGAGCCUCGUGCACCCGGGGCUAGUGCGCGGGGACACGCCCGAGCUGGCCGAGCAUCACCACCACCAUCACCACCACGCUCACCCGCACCCGCCGCACCCGCACCACGCGCAGGGACCCCCGCAUCACGGCGGCGGCGGCGCGGGGCCGGGACUCAACAGCCACGACCCGCACUCGGACGAGGACACGCCGACGUCUGACGACCUGGAGCAGUUCGCCAAGCAGUUCAAGCAGCGGCGCAUCAAGCUGGGCUUCACCCAGGCCGACGUGGGGCUGGCUCUGGGCACGCUCUACGGCAACGUGUUCUCGCAGACCACCAUCUGUCGCUUCGAGGCCCUGCAGCUCAGUUUCAAGAACAUGUGCAAGCUCAAGCCGCUGCUGAACAAGUGGCUGGAGGAGGCGGACUCGAGCACCGGCAGCCCCACGAGCAUCGACAAGAUCGCGGCCCAGGGCCGCAAGCGCAAGAAGCGGACCUCCAUCGAGGUGAGCGUCAAAGGCGCGCUCGAGAGCCACUUCCUCAAGUGCCCUAAACCCUCGGCGCAGGAAAUCACCAACCUGGCCGACAGCCUGCAGCUGGAAAAGGAGGUCGUGCGGGUCUGGUUCUGCAACCGGCGCCAAAAAGAGAAACGCAUGACGCCCCCGGGCAUCCAGCAGCAGACGCCGGACGAUGUCUACUCGCAGGUGGGUACCGUGAGCGCUGACACACCGCCGCCGCACCACGGGCUGCAGACCAGCGUGCAGUGAAGGCCCCGGGGGGCGCGCAGCGCGAAGAGGGCCGCCGCCGCCACCUCCGCAGCCGCUGUCAGCACCGCCACGGUCGCCGCCGCCGCCGC
Messenger RNA from Peromyscus leucopus (white-footed mouse), 1619 nucleotides. It is a transcript of the gene Pou3f3, whose product is annotated as POU class 3 homeobox 3. Gene Ontology annotation, molecular function: DNA-binding transcription factor activity, RNA polymerase II-specific; RNA polymerase II cis-regulatory region sequence-specific DNA binding. NCBI's taxonomy places the organism in Eukaryota, Metazoa, Chordata, Mammalia, Rodentia, Cricetidae. The record is from RefSeq and is a predicted model, not a curated record. Gene Ontology annotation, cellular component: nucleus. Gene Ontology annotation, biological process: regulation of transcription by RNA polymerase II; brain development.